UUGCGGCCCGGCGGCGGCGGGCGGGAGGGGAGAACGGGCCGGGCGGAAGAAGUCGAGCCCGAAGUAUUUCCGGUUCCGGUGUCAGUUCGAGGCGCCUCCGCCGCCGCCGCAGCCGCCGGAGCCGCGAUGCCUAAAGGAGGGAGAAAGGGAGGCCACAAAGGCCGGGCAAGGCAGUACACGAGCCCCGAGGAGAUCGACGCCCAGCUCCAGGCUGAAAAGCAGAAGGCCAGGGAAGAAGAGGAACAAGGAGAAGAAGGUGGAGAUGGGGCUGCAGGUGACCCCAAAAAGGAGAAGAAAUCCCUAGACUCAGAUGAGAGUGAGGAUGAGGAAGAUGAUUACCAGCAAAAGCGCAAAGGCGUAGAAGGGCUCAUCGACAUCGAGAACCCCAACCGGGUGGCACAGACAACCAAAAAGGUCACGCAGCUGGACCUGGAUGGGCCCAAGGAACUUUCGAGGAGAGAAAGAGAAGAAAUCGAGAAGCAGAAAGCAAAAGAGCGUUACAUGAAGAUGCAUUUAGCGGGGAAGACAGAGCAAGCCAAGGCAGACCUUGCCCGGCUGGCCAUCAUCCGGAAACAGCGGGAGGAAGCUGCCCGGAAGAAAGAAGAAGAGAGGAAAGCAAAAGAUGAUGCAACUUUGUCAGGAAAACGGAUGCAGUCACUCUCCCUGAAUAAGUAGCACGGCCUGUGGGAGGAGAUGCCAGGGAACUGGGCUGUGCUGCCGGGACCUCGGCUGUGUCUCACCCACCCUGUGCCCCGGCGCCGCUGCAGCAGCCCCUUGCGGCGAGGACCCCCCACGGCCUGGGACCUCCUCUUCAUCUUGGCACAGAAAUCGUUUGGGGGGAUGGUGGGUGGGGGGCUGGGGGGAGGGGGCAGCUGCUAUCUUUGAGACAAAAAGAUGCAGGACAGCAUUUCAUAUGUAACCAUUCGAAUGUUUUGGCUGUUUUUAGAAUUCAGAACUCUUGUUGGGGGGUGCCUGGGAGGUGGGGUAAGAGGAGCUUCCAUUUGUCUGGUAGAUUGCGAGGCAGGGGGCAAUUGGGCCACAGUAGCUGCUGACAGGUUUGCGAUGGACAGUCCCCCCCAAUCUGUGUUGCCUGGGUGCUCACUAGGGGGCUAUGGUCUGGGAGCCCAGGCCUCUGGGCCCCUGAGGGUCAUGGCUCAUCCCUGGCCAGUCCCCUCUGACUGAGGCCUUCCCACUCUACUCCCCACCCCCAACUCUGGCCAGGCCCUGGGCCCAUUCUUAACCCUGCCCAUGGAUCAUUUCGAGAAACCUCUGUUUACUGUGUGGCACCCAGGCAAAACACGCUCCACAAAUCCAACUUGUAUAUUUGGCAAAUUAAACUUGACAUUA
Molecule: messenger RNA, 1347 nt
Organism: Hippopotamus amphibius kiboko
Lineage: Eukaryota; Metazoa; Chordata; Mammalia; Artiodactyla; Hippopotamidae
Gene: PDAP1
Product: PDGFA associated protein 1
Exons: 6
Coding region: 127-675 (182 amino acids)
Cellular component (GO): cytosol
Molecular function (GO): RNA binding
Source: RefSeq, a predicted model, not a curated record